Oncorhynchus gorbuscha (pink salmon) is the source of this 2866-nucleotide messenger RNA. RefSeq names its product neurabin-2-like. Gene Ontology annotation, molecular function: actin filament binding. The record is from RefSeq and is a predicted model, not a curated record. Lineage: Eukaryota; Metazoa; Chordata; Actinopteri; Salmoniformes; Salmonidae. Gene Ontology annotation, biological process: neuron projection development; calcium-mediated signaling; actin filament organization. Gene Ontology annotation, cellular component: dendrite; cytoplasm; actin cytoskeleton. Bases 194 to 2719 code for a protein of 841 amino acids. The transcript is spliced from 11 exons.
AGAGAGAGAGAGAGAACGAGCAAAGGCAUCAGUUCGCUACGCUCGCAAGGGAAUCAGAAGCGAAAACAGAACGUGGACACAAUGGAUUCUAUAAUAGACGGAUUGUAAACUUGAACGAAACACUGCGAGCAAGGGGGAAGACAGAGGAGCUAUGCUGUUACUUCCAAGUCUCAGUGGCUCAGUUUGAUUAACCAUGAUGAAGACUGAACCCCCAUCGGCGGGCAGUGCCAGCUCCACCCUCCGGAGCCCGUCCCCCCACAGGAACGCCUAUGAGGCGGGCAUCCAGGCUCUGAAGCAGGCCCACGACGCCCUGAAUAAUGCCGCCAAUGGGGACGAUGCUGCCAAGGAUGGAAAGCCACCACGGCCUACCGGCAGGGGCCGCCGCCAGUACGGCUCCAAUGUCCACCGCAUCAAGAACAUGUUCAUGCAGAUGCAGUCGCCUGGCGAUGAGGAUGACCCGUCCAAGGCCAAUGACCAGGCGGUGCGGCUGUCCCUACCCAGGGCCAGCAGCCUCAAUGAGGACGUGAACCACAGCGCCCUGCUCAAGCUGGGCGCCACUGUCUCCGAGCGCGUCAACCGCUUCGACCCCAAGGGCGGCGAAGUCGGCGGUUCCCGAGGGGCCUCAGCGGGGUACUCCAAGCUGCAGGAGACGAGGAAGAUCUUCGAGCAGCGCCAGCUGCAGGAGAAGCAGUCGGCCACCAACCGCAUCCUGCUCAAGAAGGAGCGUCCGGUUUCAUCCGCGGUCCAGGACAGUCGGCUGGAUGUGGUAGUGCGCUUCAAUGGCAGCACUGAGUCUCUGGACUGCCUGGAUAUGGUAGGGGGAGCCGGUGAGGCGGUGUCGCCCACCGUUAGCCAGCUAAGCGCUGUCUUCGAGAAGGGUGACCUGAGGAACAACCUGAACCGGCCCUCCUCCACAUCCCCAUUGCCCUCCCGAGAAGAAAGCCCCACUCCGGCGAAAACAGCGGAAUGCCUCAACUCCAAAAUCAUCGCCAGGAAGGUGCAAGUCUUGCCCCCAGGAAGUCAGGAGGAUGGGAGCAGCCAACCCUUGGACCAGGAGGGUUCCCCCAGGAACAGAGCAGCUCCCCAAAACGACAACGGCUCCUCAGGAAGUCCACAAACAGGGGACAGGACCUCUUCUGCUUCUACCGAAGCCAAGCCUGAGAGGGAGAGGGGGAAGGAAGCCAGGGGCUCAAGUACCGGAGGCGAGCCUGGCAGGGAACCAAUACCCAGGGACCAAGAGGACUCCUCUGCACCCGAGGCAGGAAGCCGGCUGGUGCAGGCCGAGAUCCACGCCUCACUGGAAAAUGGAGAGGCCUCUGGGGGCCCCAGUGACAUGGUAGGGCGGCAGGAGGGAGAGAGGGGCCACAGGGAGGAGCCAGGGGAGGGGCCCCACUGUGAGGGACAGGAAGAGGAUGGCCUGGAGGAGGAGUCUCGUAAGGAUGAUUACUCGGAGGGCGACCUGGUGGACAUCAGUGCAUACAGCGGCAUCGGAGAGGAUUCCGGCGGCAGCCAGCUGGAUGAGGAUGAGGAGGAAGAUGAGCCCUACGAGCCAGAGUCGAGCUGCUCUGAGAUCCCGGGACUGCCUGCUGAGGAGGAAACACCGCCGGAGAACAGGAAGAUCUGCUUUAGCACUGGACCGAUAAAGGUGUUCACCACCUACUCCAACGAGGACUACGACCGGCGUAAUGAUGACGUGGAUCCCAUGGCGGCGUCGGCUGAGUACGAGCUGGAGAAGAGGGUGGAGAGACUGGACCUCUUCCCUGUGGAAUUGGAGAAAGAUGGGGACGGUCUGGGGAUCAGCAUCAUUGGCAUGGGUGCCGGGGCGGACAUGGGUCUGGAGAAACUGGGCAUCUUUGUCAAGACGGUCACUGACGGAGGAGCUGCACACCGAGAUGAAAGGAUCCAGGUGAAUGACCUGAUCGUGGAGGUGGAUGGGACCAGUCUGGUGGGCGUGACCCAGGCCUUUGCUGCCUCCGUCCUCAGGAACACCACCGGCACUGUCAAGUUCAUGAUUGGCCGAGAGAAGCCAGGUGAGCAGAGCGAGGUGGCCCAGCUGAUCCAGCAGACCCUGGAGCAGGAGCGCUGGCAGAAAGAGAUGAUGGAGCAGCGCUACAGCCAGUACAUGGAGGAGGACGAGGAGACAGGUGAGUAUGCCACGGACGAGGAGGAGGAGAUGAGCCCCAUGUUCCCCAACGCCAUAGAGGUAUUUGACCUGGCGGAGAAUGAGGACAUGCUCUCCCCAAUGGAGAUGGACCCUGAGAAAAUGGCCCACAAGUUCAAAGAGCUACAGAUAAAGCAUGCGGUCACCCAGGCUGAGAUUCAACAGCUGAAGAGAAAGCUGGCGCAUUCAGAGCAGGACAAGCUGCGCUGGCGCAUGGAGCGUGCCCAGCUGGAACAGAGCGUUCGGGAGAACAAGGAGCGCAUGGAGAAGCUGGAGGGCUACUGGAUGGAGGCCCAGAGUCUGUGUCAAGCGGUGGACGAACACCUGAAGGAGACACAGGCCCAGUACCAGACCCUGGAGCGCAAGUACAGCAAGGCCAAGCGCCUCAUCAAGGAAUACCAGCAGAAGGAGAUUGAGUAUCUGAAGAAGGAGACGGCUCAGCGCAGAGCCCAAGAGGAGACAGAGGCCACUCAUAAGGAAGAGGCCGACAACCUCCAGGACAAGAUCACAGACCUGGAGACCAAGGUGGAUGCUCUGAAGACCUCUGAUCCCUCCUAAACCUCUGGCAGAGAGAGAGAAAGGAGGGACAAUGCCUUCACACUUUUACAAUCCACGUUGCACCUAACGGAUUGUAAGAAUGACUAAAGAAGAAGAAAAUAAUGGAGAAAGGAAGACUUUAGGUGCAGCAGUUUUAAGUGGGGGGUG